This is a messenger RNA of Hyposmocoma kahamanoa, 1976 nucleotides long. RefSeq names its product carbonic anhydrase 1 (gene CAH1). NCBI's taxonomy places the organism in Eukaryota, Metazoa, Arthropoda, Insecta, Lepidoptera, Cosmopterigidae. The transcript is spliced from 5 exons. The record is from RefSeq and is a predicted model, not a curated record. Gene Ontology annotation, cellular component: cytoplasm. Bases 192 to 989 code for a protein of 265 amino acids. Gene Ontology annotation, molecular function: zinc ion binding; carbonate dehydratase activity.
UCUCUGACUACGGCCCUCUUCCGCGCCCGCGCCCGCUCCGCUCCGAGCGCCCUGACCCCACGUAUAAAGCAGCGGCACCGCGCACGCUCGCAAGCAGUCACGACCCAUCCACGCUCUCUUGUGCAGUUACUAGUCUCGCGAUAACACUGACAAAUUUACUCGUGUUACUAUUUACACCCGUAGCCACAACUAUGGCCCAAAAUGACUGGGGAUACACAAGCGAAAACGGUCCAGCUACAUGGACGGAGAAGUUUCCAGAAGCCGGAGGUGCUCGUCAGAGUCCCGUGGACAUAGAUACUUCUCUCGCUACCAGCAGUGGAACCGCACCGCCUCUAGUGUGGCGGUACUCAGUCAAUCACCCCCGCUCUGUUGUCAACCCGGGCUAUUGCUGGCGAGUUGACGAAAAUGGAUACGAUUCAGAGCUCCGUGGCGGUCCGCUAGGAGCAAACGUGUACAAAAUGCAGCAAUGGCAUUGUCACUGGGGAGCGAAAAACGGCGAGGGUUCUGAACACACGGUUGACGGUCGUUCCUUCUCUGGAGAGCUUCAUUUGGUACACUGGAACACCACUAAAUACAACAGUUUCCAAGAAGCCGCUGGUCGAGAAGACGGUCUUGCAGUAUUAGGAGUAUUACUUACGGUGGGCAAAAAGCAUGAGGAAUUGGACAAAGUAGUGCGGUUGCUACCGUUUAUUCAACACAAGAAUGACAAAGUCACCAUGUCUGACCCCCUCGACCCUUGCAAGUUGCUGCCAGCCCGCACUGCUUAUUGGACGUACCCCGGUUCCCUCACCACUCCACCCUGCACUGAAUCUGUUACAUGGAUUCUAUUCAAAGAACCCGUUGAAGUAUCAGCAGAACAGUUGGCGCUGAUGCGAAAACUUAGGUGUGGCGAGGCGUCUUGUGGCGAGGAGGCCAUGGAGCUACUACACAACUACCGGCCGACACUCCCACUCGGCAACCGUGAGAUGCGUGACUACGGCGGCAACUAAAAGUCGCUGAAAACUCACUAAAGUACUACACCAGAAAAUUUAUAGAUGCGGAAGCUGAGGAGUAGGACUAGAAGUCUAGUAGCGAGGAGGCUAAAAAUCUACACUACUAUCGGCCCGUACUCCCUCGGUAAUCGCGAUACGGCACGUAAUUAAAAGUCGCCAAAAACUCACGUAAAUGUUACACCAAAAAACGUAUGGCAACUACACUACGCAGGUGAUAUAUAAUCACACCCUUCAAAGGAAAGAUGUUUCGUACCUACACAAAAUCACCCUAGGAUAUUGAUACGCUGUCAUAGAUGACAGAACUGCACGUGUAGGUUAUGACAAUGUGUGAUAUUUUAGAAAAUAUUCAAGUGCCUUAGAUUGACACAAUGCAAAUUACCGAAAGAAAUAACAAAUGAAAACUACUUUUAAUUGUAAGGCAAGCUACAUUGAUUUUAAUCCAACAUUUUAGUUCCUAGUGCUAAAGUAAAGACCUGUUCAGAUAUAGGUACACGAUAUUAGCGGAAAGCGAUAGCUGAAUCCGAGUGGGUACGUAGUACUGUUCAAACUUAAGCGGAUACCACUACCGCUAUCGGUAACGAAACUUUCUUGAUUUUCAUCCGUCUAGACAAUUAUUUCUGUGCCGUCAGUGAAUAAGACUACACUAUAACCGCGCGUAUCGUGUAAUCUCAAUAAAUUUAACAUUUCACUUUUUCGACGUCGUAAUCGUAAAUGCGACCUUCCAUUAUAUCAACAUCGUCACUAACUUGCGGGGUGUGCGCGGUACUCCCCGCUGUCCGGCAAUUUCGCAGCGAAAAGAUACCGUCGACCUGUGGGGCUAGCACGAUAGGCGCGGCUUGCGCGGGAGCGACAUAAAAGCGCCAGAGAGGGCGCGUCUACUCUAACAAAAGUCGCCGGGUCUAUGUAAGAAUUCGUGUCAUUUCUACACACGAACUGUGUAGGUACACUGCCUUGGCGCCGGACAAUAAAAUCUUGUCUACCCCC